AUGAAGAAAGAAAUGGAUAUAGACGACCACGAGAUUACAAUCGAGGAACUAGAAUCGAGGUACAACACUAAUGUCACCAAGGGUAUGACCACCACCUUUGCCCGUCAAGUCCUGGAGAGGGACGGUCCUAACGAGCUGAAGCCUCCCAAAGGAACUCCAGAGUAUGUGAAGUUUGCCAGGCAGCUGGCUGGAGGGCUGCAGUGUCUGAUGUGGGUCGCAGCUUGUAUCUGCUUCAUCGCCUUCGGUAUUGAACUCGCGAGAGGGAACGUCACCUGCUUUGACAAUCUGUACUUGGCCAUCACCCUCAUUGCUGUUGUCGUGGUAACGGGCUGCUUUGGUUACUACCAAGAAUUCAAGAGUACCAACAUCAUUGCCAGCUUCAAGAAUUUGGUGCCGCAGCAAGCCAUCGUCAUCCGUGAUGGCCAAAAAAACCAGAUCAACGCCUACCAGUUGGUGGUGGGGGAUUUGGUGGAAAUCAAAGGAGGGGACAGAGUUCCUGCUGACAUUCGCAUCAUCACUAGUCAGGGCUGCAAGGUGGACAACUCAUCACUGACAGGCGAGUCUGAACCACAGACCAGGAGUCCAGAAUAUACUCAUGAGAAUCCACUGGAGACCAGAAACAUUGCUUUCUUCUCUACAACCUGUCUGGAAGGUGUAGCUACAGGUGUGAUCAUUAACACAGGAGAUCGUACUAUCAUUGGUCGGAUUGCCAGCUUGGCGAGCGGCGUUGGGAAUGAGAAGACACCCAUUGCAAUAGAAAUCGAGCAUUUUGUUGACAUCAUUGCCGGCCUCGCAAUCUUUUUUGGAUUUACCUUCUUUGUGGUUGCCAUGUUCAUCGGCUAUGCCUUCCUGGAGGCCAUGAUCUUCUUCAUGGCUAUCGUGGUGGCUUAUGUGCCAGAGGGGCUGCUGGCUACAGUCACUGUGUGUCUGUCUCUGACUGCUAAGCGACUGGCCAGGAAGAACUGCGUUGUGAAGAACCUGGAGGCUGUGGAGACUUUAGGCUCCACUUCGGUAAUCUGCUCUGAUAAGACGGGCACCCUGACCCAGAACAGGAUGACUGUAGCUCACCUUUGGUUCGACAACCAGAUCCACGCUGCUGAUACGACUGAAGAUCAGUCAGGCAAAAGUUUUGACCAGUCAUCAGAAACAUGGCGUUCAGUAGCGAGAGUGGCUUCACUGUGUAACAGAGCUACAUUCAGACCUGAUCAAGAAGGCGUUCCUAUUCCUAAGAGGACCGUGGUAGGAGAUGCGUCAGAAACAGCUCUGCUGAAGUUCACUGAACUCACUAUAGGCAACGUAGUGGACUACCGUAAUCGCUUCAAGAAAGUGGUAGAAGUGCCCUUCAACUCCACCAACAAGUUCCAACUGUCUGUCCAUGAACUGGAUGAUCCUCUGGACCUACGCUACCUGUUGGUGAUGAAGGGAGCGCCAGAGCGGAUCUUAGAGCGCUGCUCCACCAUUCUGAUAAAAGGCCAAGAACUGCCUCUGGAUGAGCAGUGGAGCGAAGCCUUUCAGACAGCAUAUAUGGACCUGGGAGGACUGGGAGAGAGAGUUCUGGGUUUCUGCCAUGUCUAUCUGAAUGAGAAGGAGUUUCCCCGAGGGUAUCGAUUCGACUCUGACGAGAUGAAUUUCACCACAACAGGAUUGUGCUUUGCUGGUCUCAUCUCAAUGAUUGACCCCCCGAGAGCCACCGUACCUGAUGCAGUGAUGAAGUGUCGUACUGCUGGUAUCAGGGUUGUAAUGGUGACUGGGGACCAUCCGAUUACAGCAAAGGCCAUAGCAGCUAAUGUGGGUAUCAUAUCAGAAGGCAGCGAAACAGUGGAAGAUAUUGCUGAGAGGAAGCGCAUACCAGUCGAACAAGUCAACAAGAGGGAUGCCCGAGCCUGUGUGAUCAGUGGUGGUCAGCUGAAAGAGAUGAGCAGUGAUGAGCUGGACGAAGCCCUGCGAGACCAUCCGGAGAUGGUGUUUGCAAGAACAUCCCCUCAGCAGAAACUGAUUAUUGUGGAAAGCUGUCAGCGUCUGGGAUCGAUCGUGGCCGUGACAGGUGAUGGUGUGAACGACUCUCCGGCUCUUAAGAAGGCUGAUAUCGGUAUCGCCAUGGGGAUCGCUGGGUCAGAUGCUGCCAAAAACGCUGCAGACAUGAUCCUGCUGGACGACAACUUUGCUUCUAUUGUCACUGGAGUGGAGCAGGGCCGUCUUAUCUUUGACAACUUGAAGAAGUCUAUUGCCUACACACUAACCAAGAACAUUCCUGAGCUGACUCCAUAUCUGAUCUACAUCACCGUCAGCGUGCCUCUUCCUCUGGGCUGCAUCACUAUCCUCUUCAUCGAACUGGCCACUGACAUUUUCCCCUCUGUCUCUCUGGCUUAUGAGAAAGCAGAGAGUGACAUCAUGCACCUGAAGCCCAGGAACCCUCGUCGUGAUCGUCUGGUGAACGAAGCCCUGGCUGUCUACUCUUAUUUCCAGAUAGGAGCCAUCCAGUCUUUUGCAGGUUUUACAGAUUAUUUCACAGCCAUGGCACAGGAGGGCUGGUUCCCACUGAUGUGUGUCGGCCUGCGCUCUCAGUGGGAGGAUGUUCAUCUUCAAGACUUACAGGACAACUAUGGACAAGAAUGGACCUUCAGUCAGAGGUUGUACCAGGAGUACACAUGCUACACUGUAUUUUUCGUCAGCAUAGAGAUCUGUCAGAUCUCAGAUGUGCUGAUCAGGAAAACUCGACGUCUGUCUGUGUUCCAGCAAGGCUUCUUCAGGAACCGUGUCCUGGUUUCUGCUAUAGUUUUCCAGCUCUGCCUGGGUAAUCUGCUGUGUUACUGCCCUGGAAUGCCCAAUAUCUUCAAUUUCAUGCCCAUCAGAGUCCAGUGGUGGUUUGUUCCUGUUCCAUACGGUAUUUUAAUCUUUGUCUAUGAUGAGAUCAGGAAGUUGGGAGUCAGAAGAUAUCCAGGAAGUAAGCAAUGACUGUUUAUACUUUUUUUUUUUUUUUAACCAUCUGUCUAUUAUCAUUAGCACCUCUGCAUUUAUUCAGCAUGCAUUAAUCUUUGGCUUGUAAUCUCUCAGGCUGGUGGGAUCAGG
Messenger RNA from Centropristis striata (black sea bass), 3069 nucleotides. Its product is annotated as potassium-transporting ATPase alpha chain 1. The record is from RefSeq and is a predicted model, not a curated record. Gene Ontology annotation, cellular component: membrane. Gene Ontology annotation, molecular function: P-type sodium:potassium-exchanging transporter activity; ATP hydrolysis activity; ATP binding. Gene Ontology annotation, biological process: proton transmembrane transport; intracellular sodium ion homeostasis; sodium ion export across plasma membrane. Bases 1 to 2955 code for a protein of 984 amino acids. NCBI's taxonomy places the organism in Eukaryota, Metazoa, Chordata, Actinopteri, Perciformes, Serranidae. The transcript is spliced from 22 exons.